CGCUUUUUAAUUUUUUUCUCUCGUGAUAAAAUUAUGAACACAAAUCAAGGGAAAACCAAAAGAGCAGCGAGUAAAAACAUUUUCAGCUCUUGAAGAAGAAUAAAUGGCUGCUGGUGCUCUCAAGGCAAUUUGCUCUCCCCAGCUGAAGACCAAUUACAGUAUCCCUGGACGACGCUCGCCUCUCGUCUCUUCAAACCACAGAUCGCUUAAACGUCGGCCGGCCAUGGCGGCUACUCUCACAGCUGCACCUAUUACCAGCCGUGGGCUCUCGGAGACCUUCUCGAGCUUGAAAGAACAGGGAAGAGUGGCACUAAUUCCAUACAUUACAGCAGGUGAUCCUGACCUUUCAACCACAGCAGAAGCUCUGAAAAUCCUCGACUCAUGUGGCUCAGACAUUAUAGAAUUAGGAGUGCCUUAUUCGGAUCCUUUGGCUGAUGGUCCUGUUAUCCAGGCUGCUGCCACACGGUCACUAGGUAGAGGAACCAAUUUCGAUAAAAUCAUUGUCAUGUUGAAGGAAGUAAUUCCUCAGUUAUCCAGUCCAAUUGCACUAUUCUCAUAUUACAAUCCGAUACUCAAGCGCGGUGUGGAGAAAUUUAUGAUCACUUUGAAGGAUACUGGAAUUCAUGGACUUGUUGUUCCAGAUGUCCCUCUUGAAGAGACUGAGAUAUUGAGAAAGGAAGCUAGUAAUAAUAAUAUCGAACUGGUGCUGCUUACAACCCCAACUACUCCGAAAAAGCGUAUGGAAGCCAUUGUAGAAGCUUCAGAAGGAUUUGUGUACCUUGUCAGCUCAGUGGGAGUCACAGGAGCAAGAGCAUCGGUCAGUGAAAAAGUUCAAUCUCUUCUACAGGAUAUUAAAGAGGCAACGAGCAAGCCAGUGGCAGUUGGUUUUGGCAUAUCGAAACCCGAGCAUGUUAAACAGGUAGCUGGAUGGGGAGCGGAUGGUGUCAUUGUUGGUAGCGCCAUGGUAAAAAUAUUGGGCGAGGCAAAAUCACCAGAAGAAGGGUUAAAAGAACUCGAAAAGUUCACAAAAAGCUUAAAAUCGGCACUUUUAUGAUGAUUGGGUUUGUUCUAGUUGUUUUUAUCUGGAUCAAUUUGCCUCUUGAAAAAGCAAACUGUUGAUUUCAAUAGUUUUUACUUUUCUCUCGUCGUGUAUGGUGUUUCUAUUUUUCUUCAGAAUACUUGUUACCAUUUUGACCCUCUGAUCUCAGUUUUGGACAUGUCAAACAUUAACUUGGGUUUUGCUUAUUGCUUAUUUAAAACAAAAAAAAAAAUAAAAAAAAAA
Molecule: messenger RNA, 1282 nt
Organism: Striga asiatica
Lineage: Eukaryota; Viridiplantae; Streptophyta; Magnoliopsida; Lamiales; Orobanchaceae
Source: the annotation of a GenBank genome assembly